Molecule: messenger RNA, 2674 nt
Organism: Procambarus clarkii (red swamp crayfish)
Lineage: Eukaryota; Metazoa; Arthropoda; Malacostraca; Decapoda; Cambaridae
Source: RefSeq, a predicted model, not a curated record
GAAUUAAAUACAAACGUUCUCACUCUCCCCAAGACCACAAGUUUACCACAGAAAACGUGAGUGAUGCAGAGUGUGAGAAGCGAGCAUCUCGCCGCCACAACAACAACCGACAUAAUUUCUUAUCGCAAUGAGGGGCUUGAGAUGGGCAGAUGGUCACCAUCUCUUACAAAAGAGGUCAAUAAUAACCACAGCAUGGCGCUUUUUGCCCGAGCCGAGAAAACGUUUCUAUAGAAAUGUAACGGUUGCUGGAGCCAAUAGCACAUACGAGAUCAAUCUUGACCAUCGAAAAUUAAAGACACCCCUUGGAAAUAUACUACAAGUUCCCAACUAUGGCUUGGCAUUGGCUGUUGCUAAUGAGUGGGCAGCUAUAAAAAAUAAGAUCCACCCUAGUCUCUUGCAUUUGACUGCUCUUGCCAACACUGUGAUAGACAAUCCAAACCAUGAAAGCAAGUGGAAUAUUGUUGACAAAACUGUGAAAUAUUUGGAGACUGACACUCUGCUUUUCCGAGAUAAUGGUACAGAGGCCUUCAUCGAGAUGCAAGCAAAGGAAUGGGAUCCAGUUCUAGAUUGGUUUAACACAAAAUUUGAGAUGGACCUGAAGCCAUGUGAUGGAAUCAUUGGACCCGAUAUUCCUUCAUCUGCUCGCGAGAGACUCAGACGUUAUCUUCUUUCUUAUGAUAUAUGGGCAGGAAAUGGGUUUCUGUAUGGUGUGGAAGCACUGAAAUCUGUUAUCCUGACCAUUGCAGCCACAGAACGAAAAAUUUCCUCGGAAAAAGCAGUAUAUCUUUCAAGAUUAGAAACAAAUUUUCAGACAAGUGUCCAUCUAGGCUGACAUCCAUCCUCCUCCCAGCCAUCCUUGCUUUGUCUGCCCUCGUUCUCCCUCCCUGCCUGAGACUAUGAAGGCUAUCACACAGUACAGUACAUAGCUACUGGCAUGCCUCUCUGUUAGAAAUGUAAAGCUGGUUGCUCUUCCUCUCCGUGGGUAAGUAGGCUUCAGUCCUUUCCCCAAUUUCCACUUCUUUGUUCCUACAUCUCCUCUCAUCACAGCAGUCAGCUGAUUCUACUUCUGCCCCUUCCCCAUUACCAGACACUGUGGGCUUUUCACUGCUCCUUCCCACCCUCUCAACUUGAUCGUCUUUGUUGGAUUUACCUAUGCCAUGAUUUCAUUGAUUCUGCUGAUCUUCCCUAGUAGCCUGUGUUCUUCUUUGCCUGUUCUUUACUAUGUCUUUUCUUCAAUAAAAUAUGUGUUUUUUAUGACAAUUUUUAUGAACUCCAACUUACCUCAGUUUUCACAGCUUCACCAGGAGCUGGUGUUUGCCAUUUGUCCUGUUCACUUUUGUGUUUAUUCCUUUUUCUUAUUCUCUUCAGCUUUUGCUGGGACCCCUAACUCUACUACUUUUGAUCUGAAAUAAUAUUUCCUUUGUACCCCCCUGCUUUUUCAAUCGAAUGUUCAUUCCUCUGCUACACAUAUCAUUGUGAGUAAAUGUAUACUGUUUGUUCCACAAAACACCUCUUACUUUUCCUGACAAACACCUUUUGGACUCUUUACCAGAGCAUGUACAAUAUUUCUUUUAGGUGAUUUUUAACUGUUGGCAUGCCCUUUGGGGCAAUGAUCCGACAAAUACCUGAGGUCGUCUUUUGAAAGUUUUCAUCUUGUCCAUUGUUUCCUGAAUUUCAGCAAGCCAACUCACGUUCACUCGCACCCUUUCUUGUAUUGAUCUUUUUCUUUGCUCUCCUCCAUUUUAUAUCCUGUGGUAUGCAGAAGUGCAUUUCCUGGUGGAUUUUAAGCUGUUUUCGGGCUGAGUGCUGUAAGUGUACGUGGAAAAACACCGACAUCAGAUUUUUUUUUACAGUACAGUAUUUUGUUUUGGAAGGCGAGUACAGUGGCCAUUAGGGCCAUCCAUACAGCUAAACAUGAGAGUUCGAAAUCAACUGCCUCCACCAAUGUGGUUGACAUCCCUCUCACUUGGAUCUGGAAGAAAAUCCAUGAGCAUGCAGGUAUAGUUGUUUCAGACAUAUUGCUUGUCCUUCAUCUUCAUUGUUCUGUCAUGGCAGAUCUGAUGUGUUGUUCACGAACCAACUGGGUUCUCACUUUUAAAAGGCAUUGGCUCCAGUACUGUACUUAUCUUCCUCCUACUUUCUUUCCUCGUAAGCUCCUUAUUGAAACUCGUCCCAUGGACAUUUGCACUCUUACAGCUUUAUGUGUGAGACACAAACUUUACCAAAGAGUCAAAGAUCAACCCCCGCAAACACAACUAGGUGAGUAUAACGACAUCCUGUACUUUUAUUGUUCCCCUCUCUCCACCUUUUUUUUUUUUCUUUUCUACAAGGAAGACUUGAUAAGAAAUUUUACAAGCAAUUUACAUUUGCAAUCUCUCUCCUCAUGUCGUUCCAACCUUGCCCCUUAAGGAGGGCUUCACUAGCAAAGUUUGGCAGGGCCUUGACCCACAUGGUGAAGCCUUGGAUCCCCUUCUUCUGUUAUGAAAUGUCUUUUCUUUUAAAGCUUUACUUUGCACUCGCACUCCAAUCCGUCCUCGGAGCAAGUCCAUUCCAUCGAGCGCAUUCCAAAGACGCACUAAUCGAUUUUAACAUGCUGUUCCUUCAAAAUAGGAAUUUAAUCAAAUAUGAAUUAUUAUUUUAUAUUUGAAUAUUGUACAUAUUUAGGCACUGGUUA